AGUCGCAAAUUCGCAAUAAUAACGUGAUGUGCCCGCCAGCGAUAGAUAUAUACGCGACAGGACGCGCAUCAUUAGCCCCCAGACGGUCACUAUGGAUACGCCCGGGAAAGCCAUAAGCUCGCGCGCGCCGUUGGUGAAAAGUUUGUAUCGUGAAAUACGAUGCGUAUGUGUGUACGUGUGCGCGCGUAACGCACGUUCACGCUCGCGCGCACGCGGCAGCGUCGUCGGCGGGCGGGAUGGAGGGACGCUGGUUGAAAAGUUUCCGCGCGCGCCACAAGUGUUCAGAUAUAGGACCGUCGCAACAGUUCGCGUGCCGCCAGCCGCGCAUGUGUCGUCAAACGCCGCCGCUGUCGCUUAUCGAAGGUCCUCUUCGCGGAACCGCGCAAUACGCAGACCGCGUAGACGCGCUCGGCAUUAUCUUUGUCGUCGUCGUACUCGAGUACUUGACCGUUAUUUUUUCAUCUUCACGAAAAUUGUUGUUUAUAAAUUGUAAUAAUAUUAUAUACCUAGUGCAAGUGAGCCCGAAAUGUUCGCAAAAGUGCAGUGAAACGACUGCGUCGCGUCCGCAAUUAUUAUAAUAACUUUUACAUCGCGUCGACAAUAUAAUAUUAUUAUAAAAUUACGCACGCACGCCAUGUCGUCUGCCGACCGAGUGUUCGAACGGCGGAUCGUGUCCAAGCGAAGAACGUCCGCCAACCUGGAGGACGAGCCGGAGAAACAGUGUCCGAAUGGUUGGGCCAGCGUCGUGGCGGCCGCGGCGGCAGCCGCGUCGUCUUCGUCGUCGACGUUACGGCAAAAGGCGGCCGCCUGCAAGACCUCACAGAGGACGACGUUUCAACCGCAUCCCGAUUCCAUCUGCGAUUGGUUUUUCAAAGUGAUGGUACUCGGCGAUUCCGGAGUUGGGAAGACUUGCCUGUUGGUCCGUUUCAGGGACGAUAUGUUUUUGGGUGGCAAUUAUAUUUCUACCGUCGGUGUAGAUUUCAGGAAUAAAAUUAUAUCUGUCGACGACUCCAAAGUUAAGCUACAGAUUUGGGACACUGCGGGUCAAGAACGAUUUAGAAGCGUAACACACGCAUAUUAUAGAGAUGCCCAUGCACUUUUACUUUUGUACGAUGUAACUAACAAAGUAAGUUUUGACAACAUACGAGCGUGGUUGAGUGAAAUUCGAGAUUAUGCUAAUGAUCAAGUAGUCAUAAUGUUAAUAGGAAAUAAAGCUGAUUGCAGUCUAAACGAUAGAAUGGUGAAAAGAGAAGACGGAGAACAAUUGGCCAAGGAAUAUUCAGUCACUUUUAUGGAGACUUCUGCUAAAUCUGGAUUUAAUGUCGAAAUCGCUUUUAUGGCUGUUGCAAGGGAGUUAUUAUUCAAAAAAACAGGGAUUGAAAAAAAAGGAUCUUUUAAUGUACAAGAUUACAUGAAAGAACAAACUAAAUCCAAUUGUCCGGCAUGCUCUACAACAUAAUGCAUAUUAUGGUAAAGUAUAAAGGUCAAAAUUACUCAGUGUAAUUAAUUAAACAGUUCCAAAAUAAAAAAUAUGACAGUAGAGAGUCAAAAUGGAACAAUUUUAAUUAAAUUACCUAUGUAUUUAUGUUAUAUAAUAUUAAGCUUGAGCAUUCUUUGUUAAGAAUGGUAGAUAUAAAAUUAUAUACAUAAUAUGAAUGUAUAUUACAAAUUUUAUAAAUACAAUUAAAAUACUGAAAUGCUUGUUUCAUUGUUGAACAUGCAAUAUAUAUUAUUUAUUAGAAACCAAUGAAACCAUACUUUUUGUUUUUCUGUGUUGGCGUUUGUUUAUUGUAUCAAAUUUAUUCUGUUCAAAUUUGUCGAACUCUCGACAUUAUGAUUAUACAACGUAUAACGUUCGCAACAAACAAUAAUUGUUGUUCAUAAUGACUUAAAAUAGUUUGUGUCCAAACUAAAACUAUUAAUUUACGGAAAUUACGAAUAUUGCAAAUUUAGUAAAAUAUAUACGGUUGCUAGUCCCUACAUAACAUGUCCUAAUCCUUAAUACCUAGACAAUAAGUACCUACCUAUUGUAUACCUAAUACAUCAACGUAACGCAGCAAUAUUAUAUGUUAGUAAAACGUGAAGUCAACACAGGGAACAGAUAAGUAUGAUUUCCACCAAUUGGCAAUUAGUGUUGAUAUAAUAAUGCUACUAUACAGGUAGAAUUAUAAUAUUAUACCUGCUUAUAGCCUAUAGUAUUAACUUAGGAAGGUACUGACAUUUUAAUAAUGUUUGCCUACCCAAAAUGUAGAUAAGUGUUAUAUUAUUUUCUUUAUGAAAAAUAACUGUGUUUAUAACUAUAAUUAACUACAAACUACGGUCAUGCUGAUUCUGUGACAUGAGCACGUUUAACAGACUGAUUCAUUAUUAAUCUGUAUUCAAAUGUAAAAAUAAGAAUACCUGUAUAAUAAUUUAAAAAAUAAUAUUAUGUAGUCUAGCUUGAAACUAUUUAAAUCGCUUAUUUUUUAGU
Molecule: messenger RNA, 2470 nt
Organism: Acyrthosiphon pisum (pea aphid)
Lineage: Eukaryota; Metazoa; Arthropoda; Insecta; Hemiptera; Aphididae
Product: ras-related protein Rab-37
Exons: 6
Coding region: 635-1459 (274 amino acids)
Molecular function (GO): GTPase activity; GTP binding
Source: RefSeq, a predicted model, not a curated record